Molecule: messenger RNA, 879 nt
Organism: Sorex fumeus (smoky shrew)
Lineage: Eukaryota; Metazoa; Chordata; Mammalia; Eulipotyphla; Soricidae
Gene: CCDC198
Product: coiled-coil domain containing 198
Exons: 6
Coding region: 1-879 (292 amino acids)
Source: RefSeq, a predicted model, not a curated record
AUGGGCCUGGGAUACUCUAAGGCUCACCCAAGAGUGACCAAAGUGGCACCACUGCAGAACAAGGAGGAAGAGAUUUCCUCAGCUGAGCCUGGGAACUUUGCAGUGAAUCAGAGUCUGGAAACAAAGGCUCCAUAUUUCUUCACAAGACUGCAGGACAGGAAUAAUGCUUCAAAAGGACAGCUACCACCCCUCCGAGAGAGUUGGUAUGGAAGACACUCGGCAGUGCCCAGGACCAUGUAUUUUGAUAUACCACUGGAACAAGGAGAAACAAGUAUUAUUAAAAGGCACCCACCUCGAAGACUUCAAAAGCUUGAGCCCAUUGACCUGCCACACACACUUACUUCUGGAAGGUUCCUGCAACAUCGAGAAUCUGGGAGAACAAAGGACCUGGAAAAGAAGAUGCAAAUUCCAAUGUAUACUUCUGGGAAAAGACAAUAUUUACAUAAGAUGCAAAUGCUGGAAAUGAACCGUAAGAGACAAGAGGCCCAGGAGGAGUUAAAGAAGAGUCUUCAAAGAGAAGCAAGAAUUAACAAGCAAAAGCUCAGAGAUCAUAAGGCCAAGAAAAUCCUUCAAAAAUCUCCAAGAAAUGAUGAUGAUGAGUUGCUUACCUUGCUGCCUGAUGAAACUGUGAAUAGAAGUCUAGGACAUUCACAGAAUGCAGAAUUUUGGGAUCUUCCAACAAAAAAUGACGAUUCUCCCCGGAAAAUAGGCAAAAUGGAAACAUGGUUCCGUGAGCAGGAGGCCCGGGGACAGCUACUAUGGGAUAGCUCAAGCUCGGACUCAGAUGAACUGGGGAAAGAUGAGAAAAAAUCACGAGCGCUGGUGAGGACCAGAACAGAGAGAAUCCCACUUUUUGAUGAGUUUUUUGACCGAGAUUAA